AUGGUAUCGAUCCGAAACGCAACGGCAGAUGAUCUCCUACAAGUGCAAAACUCGAAUCUCUGGUGUUUGCCAGAGAAUUAUCAGAUGAAGUACUAUUACUAUCAUAUCAUGACGUGGCCACAGCUGCUUUAUGUGGCUGAAGAACGUGGUGGCAAGAUCGUUGGCUACGUGCUGGCCAAAAUGGAAGAGGAAGCGUCAGUGCCCCAUGGCCACAUUACAUCAUUGGCCGUGCUACGCACGCACCGCAAGUGCGGCCUUGCUACAAAGCUCAUGCAGGCUGCCCAGCGUGCUAUGGUAGAGAGUUUUGGAGCCGAGUACGUGUCGCUGCACGUCCGUGAGGGUAAUGUCGCAGCUAUUCACCUGUACCGCAUCACACUCAAGUACCAGGUGUAUGACAUUGAAAAGGGAUAUUAUGCUGAUGGGGAGGACGCCUAUGAUAUGCGCAUGCCGUUUACGGAAAAGUGUCAGCAGGCAUUUGCCUCGCAAGUAAACCGGUACAAGAAGGUCCUGGCAGAGAAGGAGGCUAAGGCUGCUGAGGAAGCUGCUGCCUUAAUUGCUUGA
Molecule: messenger RNA, 561 nt
Organism: Peronospora farinosa
Lineage: Eukaryota; Oomycota; Peronosporomycetes; Peronosporales; Peronosporaceae
Source: the annotation of a GenBank genome assembly